Pieris napi is the source of this 1791-nucleotide messenger RNA. It is a transcript of the gene Syx5, whose product is annotated as syntaxin-5. Bases 299 to 1363 code for a protein of 354 amino acids. NCBI's taxonomy places the organism in Eukaryota, Metazoa, Arthropoda, Insecta, Lepidoptera, Pieridae. Gene Ontology annotation, molecular function: SNARE binding; SNAP receptor activity. The record is from RefSeq and is a predicted model, not a curated record. Gene Ontology annotation, cellular component: Golgi membrane; endomembrane system; SNARE complex. Gene Ontology annotation, biological process: endoplasmic reticulum to Golgi vesicle-mediated transport; intracellular protein transport; vesicle fusion. The transcript is spliced from 3 exons.
GUCUUUGAGCGACCAUUGAUGGAUAACGGGUGACGUAAACAUUAAGCCUGAAAUUUGAAAAGUAUAGGAAAUACGUGCAUAUUUAAUGUAUUAAAUUAUAAAUUUCCUAGUUCAAUUUAAUGCUAACAUAGCCAUCGCAUCGGACUUAGUUUAACUAAUUUCAUAGCAAGGAAGGAGUUGGAGUUUUUUUGGUGGUAGUUAAUAAAAGUUUGAAGCGGAUUUCAAUAAUUGUAAUUAGGAGAAAGGCUUAAAAACGAAUAUAUUUUAAUUUAAAUAUUUAAAAGAUCUUUAGAAUGCAAUGCUUCCCCGUCGUCGAUAUGUUGGUGUAUCAGAGAGGCCGAUCCCUGUUGCAGAAGUAGAACCAUACAAUAAACUAGAUAAGAAGGGAACACACUUUCCUUCACAAUCGCCAAGUACUCAUUUCGAGAAAAAAUCCACUGACGGUUUAAGCGGUCAAAGUUUUGAUUUUGAUUUACUAGAAGAGUUUGUAUUUGAACCUGUAAUGGCCGCCAGGGAUAGAACACAGGAAUUUUCAGCUGCUGUUCGUAGCCUUCAAGGUCGAACUUUAGCAAGACCGAUCGUUAAAAAUGACCGUAAAGCGGCUGUCCUUGCCACAUAUUCACAGUUCAUGAGUAUGGCUAAGGUGAUAAGCAAAAAUAUUACUAGCACAUAUGCUAAAUUGGAGAAACUAGCUCUGCUUGCAAAGAAAAAGUCACUAUUCGAUGACCGGCCAACAGAGAUACAAGAAUUGACUUAUAUAAUCAAAGGAGACCUCAACUCUCUCAAUCAACAGAUUGCUCGCCUGGGUGAAAUGCCAAGGGGUCGCAAAAGCAUGCAUAGCCACUCCUCAAGUGUUGUCUUAGCUCUACAAUCCCGUCUUGCAUCAAUGAGCAAUCAGUUUAAACAGGUGUUGGAAGUCAGAUCAGAGAAUUUGAAACUUCAAAAUAGCAGACGAGAGCAAUUUUCAAGCUCAGCACCUAUUGUCAAGGAGGUGCCAUCACUCCUACGUGCAGAUGAUGUCAGCAUUGAUCUUGGAGAAGCUCCAUUACAAGCCCAACAGAUGGCAAUGAGAGAUGACAGUGACACUUAUGUGCAACAACGAGCGGAGACAAUGCACAACAUAGAAAGUACUAUUGUGGAAUUAGGAGGAAUAUUCCAGCAGUUGGCACAUAUGGUAAAAGAACAGGAUGAAGCAAUUGGGAGAAUCGACACAAAUAUUGCAGAAGCAGAAAUGAAUGUGGAAGCUGGGCACAGGGAAAUAAUGAAGUAUUUCCAAAGUGUUACUGGUAAUCGAGCAUUGAUGUUUAAAGUAUUUGGUGUCCUGAUAUUUUUCUUUAUUUUCUUUGUGGUAUUUAUGGCUUAAUAUCUUAUAUUCAAAAUUUGUCUAUAAUAGUAAUCAUUUGUAUAAAAUUUUACUUUUUAUUUCAACUCAUUCUAUAAACAAUUAUUGGUUGUAAGAUUUUGUUGAUUCAAUGUUAAGAUUACUGAUGGUAAUUAGUACAUAUGUUUAAGAAAAUAGGUAAUAUUAUAAAUAUAGGAUAAUUAAAGAGAACCUUACUUUUGAUUUUUUUUUAAUUUGGAUCCUGAAUACCAGUGUUUUAAACCAAUAUUGGUAUUUCAAUUUUACAAAGAUGUAUUUUACAUUCUGCAUCAUUUCUACUUUAAGAUAGAUUAUUAAGUUCAAACUAUUAUGUAUGAAAUUUUUUAUUUCUAUGAUAUCUGUAGUUGUAUUAAUGAUGAGGUUGGUAUUGUGCUGUAUUUGGAAUAAACAAUUUUUUAUAAUUAGUUCAA